AUGAAGAUGCAGAUCAGGAGGGUGUUCGCUGCUGCAUUGGAGUUCAAUGCCGGAAGAAUAUGCCCGGAGCAGCUGAAAGUCAUUGCCCAGAAAGCAGAGUGGAAGUCGAGACGUCUUAUGCAGCCCAGCUUCAUUUCCGCCCAAGGCCUCAACAAUAACAGCAGUCGCUCAUUAUUCACUCGCCACCCGGCAACUUUAGAUGGCAGUAUAGGGGAGAGUCUUCUGGCCGAAAAAGAACGGCCCUGGAUGGUGAAUCACAAAAGCCUUCGUCUUAGCUCUGAUUUUGAUAAGAAGGAAGCUACCAGGAAGACUCGCUUGGAUGACAUUAUCAGGCAUGUCUUCGAGAAGCUCAAGCCAGAAGCAGCUGCGAGCUUGCGCCUGGAGACAGACGUCGAGUUCAUACACGGAGGUGUUCAGUCCAAGCGGAAAGAGUACAGCAUCUAUGGCGUGCCAUACUAUACUCUAUGGUAUGGAUCUGAACAAGACUUGGGUAUCUAUCUCAUCAUUGUACACACCAACAAGCCGGCCUUCUUCGAAAGUUCAGAGAUCCACACUUACAUGGGAAUGGUACAUGCCGCACGGAGACGACGAGGAGAGUGGAACUGUCGCGUGUAUGGCCUAGCGGCGAAUUCCCAAGACUUUUGGUUCUACCAUGUCGACAAUGGUGGCGAGGUGAGGAUUUCGUCCCACGUCAAUCAUACACGGAGCCGGUCUAACCCCUUCAGUGGUCGUACAUCCACUUGGAAGCUCCCAAAGAUUGUCCCUGGGGGAUUGCAGCUGUGUGAGGCCCCAUCAGACUACUAA
Molecule: messenger RNA, 804 nt
Organism: Penicillium chermesinum
Lineage: Eukaryota; Fungi; Ascomycota; Eurotiomycetes; Eurotiales; Aspergillaceae
Exons: 3
Coding region: 1-804 (267 amino acids)
Source: RefSeq, a predicted model, not a curated record